AUGGUCCUUCGACUUUCGUUUGCCUGCUGGGAUUAUGACCGAGUGAAGGCCAUUGAAGAUGGAAGAGUUCGUCCCGAAGGUAUAGAACUUACCUUCUUGAAUUAUCGCGUCGAGGAAACCUUCUUUCGUCAACUGCGAUUUCAAGAAUUCGAUGUCUCGGAACUCUCGUUGUCAUCGUAUGUGAUGACACUGGCUCAAAAGAACCCACCUUUCAUCGCACUGCCUGUGUUCCCCUCGAGAUUCUUCCGCCACCAGUCCAUCUACGUGAACAAGAAUGCCGGAAUCUCGACUCCCAAAGACCUUCGAGGGAAAAGGAUUGGCAUUCCCGAGUAUCAGAUGACAGCAGCGGUGUGGCAGCGCGGGAUUUUGGAAGAGGACUUUGGCGUACCGUUGAGCAGUGUGCAUUUCUUCGUGGGUGCCAUUGAGCCAUCCGCACAGCCACGGAUCAGCAAAAUCUCUCACAGCUUGCCAGAAGACAUCAAGGUCACGCCCAUUGGUGCGGGCCAGAAUCUUUCCGAAAUGCUCGCCAGCAACCAAAUCGAUGCCAUUUUCAGUGCUAGCAAGCCUUCGUCAAUGAGCACGUCGCCCAACGUUGGACGUCUCUUCAAUAACUUUAAGGAAGUUGAGUCCCAGUACUUCAAAGAAACGGGCAUUUUCCCCAUAAUGCAUGUCAUAGCGCUCAAGCGGAGUGUAUACGAGUCGAACCCUUGGAUUGCAAAGUCUUUAACCAAGGCUUUUGCGCAGGCGCUGGACUUUGCCUACGACGCAGUCUUAAGCCGCGCUGCAUUACGAUAUAUUUUGCCUUGGUUAGAAGAUCAUGUUGAGGAAACGCAGAGCCUGAUGGGACGUGAGAAAUGGUGGACGGACGGGUUUGAGGAGAAUGCGCAUGUGAUUGAUAAGUUUCUGGAAUAUCAUCAUAAGCAAGGUCUUUCACCUCGCCGUCUUCAGCCAUCGGAGAUUUUUGCACCAAAUACACUAGAAACAUUUGUUAUUUAA
Ilyonectria robusta is the source of this 996-nucleotide messenger RNA. RefSeq names its product 4,5-dihydroxyphthalate decarboxylase. Bases 1 to 996 code for a protein of 331 amino acids. The record is from RefSeq and is a predicted model, not a curated record. The transcript is spliced from 3 exons. Lineage: Eukaryota; Fungi; Ascomycota; Sordariomycetes; Hypocreales; Nectriaceae.